AUGGCGCCGGUCAACCGCUCAGGACUCUUACCGGUACCCACAGUCUGUCCAAUGUUGCAUAUCCACGAAACCUUGAAGGGCUUCCCGAGGCAAGCUGUGAACAAGAUCCUGGGGUUGCAAGUGUCUACUCUCGAGCAGUGCUCGGAAGAAACGUCACGCCUGUGGACCCAGAGCACUACAAUGGUGCCGAGGGUGUUCUUUGCUACCGAGUGCUGGGACGAAGAGUCUCUACCUUCAACUACCACGCUGAUAAUUUCCUCGCUCAAUCUAUUUGAAACAACUAAGAACGACAAAUGCCGUCCUUACGAGGUUUACCGAAGAUCCGAGCAGUCCCCCAACGUCGAUCCAAGACUAGCCAUUGCUCAGCUCAUCGAACCCAGUGAAGCGAGUCCAGUCACUGUGAUUGGUCUAGACUUUCUCCCACAAGGAAGCUUCCACGUUCCAAUCUCUUUGUCGGAAUUUGUGGAGGGCUUUGACGAGGCCAACCAGCAGCUGAUACUUACACCAAAAUUUGCUAUCACGGACUUACACCUUGAUACUUCCGAUGGAAUUUCAGCUUCUUUAGGCAACUGUCGCAAGCUCUGGCUAGUCUUCCCACCUACAGCAAGAAAUCUCGGGCUCAUGAAACAGGCCGAUGGACAGAGAGCAAAACUGGACAGAAUUGGGAAAGAAUUGGAAGGAGGACUUGUCAUCACCACAGAUUCAGACGAAGCGAUCUACCUCCCAGCCGGUUGCAUUCACGCCGUCAUUACUCUCCAAGGCGGCUUCUUGAUUGCCAUUGACUUUACAACACCUCUCUCCUCAAAAGCAUAUGGAGGAAUGAUCAAUGCCGGACUCGACGACAGUGGAGCAGCUUCAAAGUUCCAGGAAGAAGUUUUUCGAAGACUUCUCUCCUCUGUUGAUUAUGGAAUGACUCUCAGGCAGGAAUCUUUGGCACUUGAUAGCUGGAUCAGAGCAUUAGAAAAGAUUCGAGGUUACGCGAAUGAUUGUCAAAAAUGGAAAAAGAGCGCAGACAGGUUUUGGGAAGAUUUUUUGAAGAAAAACGAUGCGAAGGGGAUAGUGUGCGUGUGUGGAAAGCAGGGGAAGGCGAAGUUUGGAGACCACUUCAAGAGGAUACAUAUGUGGCAGACUGGAAAGGUCCAGAAGAGAAAGUUGGAGGUGUUGGAGGAAACUGUCAAAGUUGAUCAGAAGAAGCGCCCUGUAAGAGCAUCGAAGCGACUGAAGAGAAAGCAGAUGAGAGAAUCCAAGUCUUAA
Messenger RNA from Cadophora gregata, 1254 nucleotides. RefSeq lists its product as uncharacterized. Bases 1 to 1254 code for a protein of 417 amino acids. The transcript is spliced from 2 exons. NCBI's taxonomy places the organism in Eukaryota, Fungi, Ascomycota, Leotiomycetes, Helotiales, Ploettnerulaceae. The record is from RefSeq and is a predicted model, not a curated record.